UAUGCAGUAAAACAUGUGUGUUGCCUUGCGCUGGAGAUCUUAUAUGCCUUCUUGCCUCGGGCAGAGUCAUUCCGAAGAAACAGAGGCUUCUUGAGUUCCCAGAACGAAUCCCCAGGCUUUGGGAGGAGGAAAAGUGAAGCUCGGGGUCAGAAGGCGUAGGUCAGAGGGACGAAUUGGCGGGAGAACGAGGUUUUGGUAAUCACGACCUGUUGCGGCGGUGCCUCUGCGUGGCUCCUUGUUCCGGGAGUGACAUGAUUUCUCUUCUGGAAGCUAAUGGAUCCACACUAUAAACGUCAGAAGCAAUCUGAGGAGAAAGUGUUCAGGCUGUGUAACUGGGACAGUGCAGGUUCCUGCUGGGCCCACCAUGGCUCCUGUGAAGAUCAGCCAUGUGGUGUCAUUCUCUUCUCAGGAUCCCAAGUUCCCUGUGGAGAACUUGCUGAACCCAGACAGCCAGAGAGGACCUUGGCUCAGCUGCCCACGUGACAAGAGUGGCCAACUGAAAGUAGAACUACAGCUGGAGAAAGCAGUGACCAUUGGCUACAUCGACGUGGGUAACUGUGGCUGUGCUUUCCUGCAAAUCGAUGUGGGCCGUUCUUCCUGGCCCCUGGACAGACCUUUUGUCACCCUGCUCCCUGCAACCAUGCUAAUGUCCCUCAUGGAUUCAAAGCAGGGGAAAAACCGCUCAGGGGUUCGCAUGUUUAAAGAUGGUGAUUUCCUGGCUUCAGCCUCGGGUGACUCCUGGGAUCGACUUCGCCUCACCUGCUCCCAGCCCUUCACGCGUCACCAGUCCUUUGGCCUGGCCUUCCUGCGGGUGUGUUCUUCACCGGACUCUUCAGAUGACCCUGUCUUGGGUCUCUCAGUCCCCAUGAGCUCUGGGCUGAGCCAGGUCUCUUCUGAAGCUCAAGAGUCUGAUCCAAGCCCCUGGAUGGCUAAUCCGUCCAUCCGAAGAACAUUCUUCCCAGAGCCCCCAAAGAACACGGAGGAAAUCUCCAAGCUUAAGAAUAUGCUAAAGCAGCUGCAGCCAGGGACAUUGGGCCGGUCGGCCCACAUGGUGCUGUCAGCUGCUCGCAGAACACCUCCAGCCAGUGCGCCAAGUCCAGCAAACAACCACGGAGAACCAGGCUCCAGCCAGACAGACAGUGCAGAGCCCAGACCUGAGAACCAGAACACAGAGAGUGGCAUGCGCAGGGCGAAGAGACAGAGGACACGGGAGGCGCAAGCCAGCGGACUUGUCUCUGAAUCUAACCCAAGCAAGAGGAGGUCAUCAAAGACAGAUCAGAGAGAACGUCCCCGACCCCAGGCUCAAGUCAGCGCUGUCCAGGAGAAGGGACAGUGCCCCAUCUGUGCAGGGUUCUUCACCAUGGAGAUUCUCCCCCAGCACGCAGCCACGUGUGGAGAGACUUCGCCGCCACCACGGUCCGCCUCUCCCUCCUCACCGCCGUCCAUCGGUGGGAGGAUAUUAGGCGGCGGGGUUGGAGACUUGGGGUCCCACCCUCUCGCCUCCUUCCUCCCACCCCAGCCCAACUGGACAGAGAUCGUGAACAAAAAGCUGAAGUUCCCGCCUUCACUGCUGGGGGCCAUCCAGGAAGGGCAGCUGGGCCUGGUGCAGCAGCUGCUGGAGUCCGGGCUCGAGACCCCCAGCGGUGGGACCAGUGGGCCCCCGCGGCACGUGGAGGAGGCAGAGGACCGGUCCUGGCGGGAAGCUCUCAAUCUGGCCAUCCGCCUGGGCCACGAGGCCAUCACCGACAUCCUGCUGGCCAAUGUCAAGUUCGACUUCCGGCAGGUCCACGAGGCCCUGCUGGUGGCUGUGGACACGAACCAGCCGGCUGCAGUGCGCCGCCUGCUGGCGCGGCUGGAGCGGGAGAAGGGGCGCAAAGUGGACACGCGGUCCUUCUCACUGGCCUUCUUCGACUCGUCCAUCGACGGCUCCCGCUUCGCGCCGGGGGUCACGCCGCUCACGCUGGCCUGCCAGAAGGACCUGUACGAGGUGGCGCAGCUGCUCAUGGCGCACGGCCACAGCAUCGCCCGGCCGCACCCCGUCUCCUGCGCCUGCCUCGAGUGCAGCAACGCCCGCCGCUACGACCUGCUCAAGUUCUCCCUGUCGCGCAUCAACACCUACCGCGGCAUCGCCAGCCGCGCCCACCUCUCGCUGGCCAGCGACGACGCCCUGCUGGCCGCCUUCCAGCUCAGCCGCGAGCUGCGGCGCCUGGCGCGCAAGGAGCCCGAGUUUAAGCCUGAGUACAUCGCCCUGGAGUCACUGAGCCAGGACUACAGCUUCGAGCUGCUGGGCAUGUGCCGGAACCAGAGCGAGGUCACCGCGGUGCUCAAUGACCUGGGCGAGGACAGUGAGACCGAAGCCGAGGUCCUGGGCCAGGCCUUCGAGGAAGGCAUCCCCAACCUGGCAAGACUGCGGCUGGCUGUCAACUACAACCAGAAGCGGUUUGUAGCACACCCCAUCUGCCAGCAAGUCCUGUCCUCCAUCUGGUGUGGGAACCUGGCUGGCUGGCGUGGAAGCACCACCAUCUGGAAGCUCUUCAUCGCCUUCCUCAUCUUCCUCACCAUGCCCUUCCUCUGCCUGGGCUACUGGCUGGCACCCAAAUCCCGGCUGGGCCGCCUGCUGAAGAUCCCCGUGCUGAAGUUCCUGCUGCACUCCGCCUCCUACCUGUGGUUCCUCCUCUUCCUGCUCGGGGAGUCCCUGGCCAUGGAGACGCAGCUGAGCACCUUCCACGGCCGCAGCCAGAGCGUCUGGGAGACUUCGCUCCACAUGGUCUGGGUCACAGGCUUCCUGUGGUUCGAAUGUAAGGAGGUGUGGAUCGAGGGCCUGCGCAGUUACCUCCUGGAUUGGUGGAACUUCCUGGAUGUGGUCAUCCUGUCCCUGUAUCUGGCGUCCUUCAUGCUCCGCCUCCUGCUGGCUGGACUCGCCUACAGGCACUGCCAGGAUGCCCCCGAGGGCACCCCCUGCCGCUAUUUCACCACGGCUGAGCGAAGCGAGUGGCGCACAGAGGACCCCCAGUUCUUGGCAGAGGUGCUCUUCGCCGUCACCAGCAUGCUCAGCUUCACCCGCCUGGCCUACAUCCUGCCUGCCCACGAGUCCCUGGGCACGCUGCAGAUCUCCAUUGGCAAGAUGAUCGAUGACAUGAUCCGGUUCAUGUUCAUCCUCAUGAUCAUCCUAACUGCCUUCCUCUGCGGUCUCAACAACAUCUAUGUUCCCUACCAGGAGACGGAGCGGCUGGGCAACUUCAACGAGACAUUCCAGUUUCUGUUCUGGACCAUGUUCGGCAUGGAGGAGCACAGCGUGGUGGACAUGCCCCAGUUUCUGGUGCCGGAGUUUGUGGGCCGGGCCCUGUACGGCAUCUUCACCAUCGUCAUGGUCAUCGUGCUGCUCAACAUGCUCAUCGCCAUGAUCACCAACUCCUUCCAGAAGAUCGAGGAUGACGCAGACGUGGAGUGGAAGUUCGCGCGCUCCAAGCUCUACCUGUCCUACUUCCGAGAGGGCCUGACCCUGCCGGUGCCCUUCAACAUCCUGCCCUCGCCCAAGGCCUGCUUCUACCUCCUCAGGAGGAUAUUCCGGCUCCUUUGCUGCUGCUGCUCCUGCUGCAAGACCAGGGAGCCAAACUACCCCCCGAUCCCCAGCUACGCCAACCGCGGGGCAGGCGCAGAGCCCGGGGAGGGAGAGCAUGAGCGUGGGUCCUAUCGCCUUCGAGUCAUCAAGGCCCUGGUUCAACGCUACAUCGAGACUGCCCAGCGGGAGUUCGAGGAGACGCGUCGGAAAGAUCUGGGCACCAGGCUGACCGAGCUGACCAAGACAGUGUCCCGGCUGCAGGGGGAGGUCGCUGGCGUGCGGCGCAGUCUGGCAGAAGGCGGGGCGCCUCGACCUCCCGAAGGUGCCAGCGUGCUCAGCCGCUACAUCACCCGAGUGCGCAACAGCUUCCAGAACCUGGGACCCCCCAUCCCUGAGACCCCGGAGCUGACGAUGCCAGGGGUGAUGGGGGCCCCGGGGUCUCAGAGUGCUGGAGGGGCUGAAGCCCUCGCUCUUGAAGAGCUCAGCCCGUCCUCUCCUGCUCACGUGCUCGUACACCAAGAGCAGGAGCCUGAGGGGGCCCGAGAGCUGGGCCCCGAGGGACAGGUGGAGGCCCCGGGGGAGCCCUGAGGCAAGGGAGGGCCCCUUGUUCUGUGGCUGAGGUCAGCA
Messenger RNA from Sorex araneus (European shrew), 4189 nucleotides. It is a transcript of the gene XNDC1N, whose product is annotated as XRCC1 N-terminal domain containing 1, N-terminal like. Gene Ontology annotation, molecular function: store-operated calcium channel activity; inositol 1,4,5 trisphosphate binding; damaged DNA binding. The transcript has 22 exons. NCBI's taxonomy places the organism in Eukaryota, Metazoa, Chordata, Mammalia, Eulipotyphla, Soricidae. The record is from RefSeq and is a predicted model, not a curated record. The coding region runs from base 365 to 4150 and encodes 1261 amino acids. Gene Ontology annotation, biological process: base-excision repair; manganese ion transport; single strand break repair. Gene Ontology annotation, cellular component: nucleus; cation channel complex; membrane.